AUGGCGUUCCCCCAAGACAUCCAACCAGCCUCGGUGAUCGCCUGUUGUGCAGAUCCCUUGCCUGCGAACAUUGUUAGCCAAUAUGGAAAAGGCGUUAUCAGAAUAUCCAAUCAUCAGGUGGUUAAGUGCGGCCCAGGUGUAACGAAAGAAGAGGCCGAAAAUCAACGGAUAGCUUAUGAGCUGGUGGAUAGUCGCAUAGUUCGUAUUCCACGUGUCGAUGCUUUCUUUUUGGAUGAGCAGGGCCACGGUUAUAUUGUGAUGGAGUUCAUAGAAGGGAAGAUCGUUGAUAUAUUAGAUGAAACAGCUAUCCAAAAGGUUGCAGGCGUGCUUAAUUAUUUCACAACACUACGGCACACUUCUCCUGGCUCCCUAUCUGGAGGGCCUUGUCGCGGUCUCAUUUUCCCAGAUACGGAAGACCUAGUAUUUAAUAGUUCGCACGAGAUGGAAGAGUGGUUCAACAGCCGGCUAUUCGCCCACAAUCCGAAACUGAUUCUCCAGGGCUGCGAGCUCGUGUUCUGCCAUCUAGAUAUAGCACCUCGAAACAUCAUAUGGCAAGAAGAUGGGUCUAUUUGCCUGAUUGAUUGGGCUUCUGCCGGCUACUAUCCAAAACUGUUCGAAGUCUGCAUGCAGUGGAUUAUUGAAGGAAAAGACGGCAACUUCAACUCUCUUCUCUUAGAAUCAAUGGACCCGUUGUCGAGUCAUGAAAUGGCGCAAAAAGAGUCCAUUCUGUGUGCUUGGAGAAAUAUUCAAAAAUACCCAUUCCGAUCCAAGAAGUCUGCAUGUCGCAGGUUACCUGGAGACUUGAAACCUGUACCGCCUCCUCCGAUGCCAGAAUAUCCACCAGGAUGGAUAGAACAAUAUCAUCGCGAAAACCACACCCCAGCACCCACUUUUGUCCCUCCUCCAAACUCAGCUUUAGGGGCUGAACACUUAAAUUGA
This is a messenger RNA of Penicillium vulpinum, 939 nucleotides long. RefSeq names its product aminoglycoside phosphotransferase family protein. The record is from RefSeq and is a predicted model, not a curated record. Bases 1 to 939 code for a protein of 312 amino acids. NCBI's taxonomy places the organism in Eukaryota, Fungi, Ascomycota, Eurotiomycetes, Eurotiales, Aspergillaceae. The transcript is spliced from 2 exons.